AUGAUGAUGAUGAGAUCGAUCUUGAUACUCCUUAUGAAGAAUUUUAUAACAAUUGUGCUCUCGUACAAAAACCAGAAGAUAGACAACGCCGUAAUGUUCAUGAAAGACACCGCCGGAAUAAUAACCUUGUUUGGCGAAGAAUAUCUACGACGUCCAACACAGGAGGAUCUGCAAAGACUACUACAUAUCGGAGAACAACGUGGAUUUCCGGGGAUGCUUGGAAGCAUCGACUGUAUGCAUUGGGAGUGGAAGAAUUGCCCCACGGCUUGGAAAGGAAUGUACUCACGAGGAACCGGAAAACCGACAAUUGUGUUGGAGGCGGUAGCUUCGUAUGACCUAUGGAUAUGGCACGCGUUUUUUGGAGCACCAGGUACUAUGAACGAUCUAAAUAUUCUUGAUCGAUCACCUGUUUUUGACGAUAUUAUUAAUGGCAUCGCGCCAGAAGUGAACUUCUAUGUUAAUGAUAAUCAGUACCAUUUCGGAUAUUAUCUCACUGAUGGUAUUUAUCCGAAAUGGGCGGCUUUUAUUCAAUCUAUUCGACUACCACAAAAUCAGAAGCAUUCAUUAUUUGCUCAAACCCAAGAAUCAGUUCGAAAAGAUGUCGAGCGUGCCUUCGGAGUCCUUCAGGCUAGAUUUGCCGUUGUCAAAAAUCCGUCAAAGUUAUGGGAUAAAGAGAAAAUAGGAAAUGUUAUGAGAGCAUGUAUCAUACUCCAUAAUAUGAUUGUCGAAGAUGAACGGUCAUCAUUCACUCAGUAUAACAAAUUUGAGUUUCAACCAAGAGAAGUUCCGGAUACAUUUACCGUCAACAUGCCUUCGAAUAUCAGUGAAAAUGUCGGCACUACAAUGGAUCGUCGAACAAGGCUUCGGAAUAGACAAAUCCAUGAAAACUUAAAACACGAUUUGAUUGAAAAUAUAUGA
This is a messenger RNA of Brassica napus (rape), 918 nucleotides long. RefSeq lists its product as uncharacterized. The record is from RefSeq and is a predicted model, not a curated record. The transcript has a single exon. The coding region runs from base 1 to 918 and encodes 305 amino acids. NCBI's taxonomy places the organism in Eukaryota, Viridiplantae, Streptophyta, Magnoliopsida, Brassicales, Brassicaceae.